Messenger RNA from Diaporthe batatas, 2919 nucleotides. RefSeq lists its product as uncharacterized. Gene Ontology annotation, biological process: TORC2 signaling. Gene Ontology annotation, cellular component: TORC2 complex. The transcript has a single exon. NCBI's taxonomy places the organism in Eukaryota, Fungi, Ascomycota, Sordariomycetes, Diaporthales, Diaporthaceae. The coding region runs from base 1 to 2919 and encodes 972 amino acids. The record is from RefSeq and is a predicted model, not a curated record.
AUGCAGCCAGCACGACCCCAGCUGGGGGGUGGCAGGGCCCCUGGGAGCUUUGCGCCCCUGCCUCGAAACGAGCCGAGCCAGGGCAGCAGCAACACAUACACUCCGUACAACACCGCCACUCACCCCAGCGCCGCCAGCAGCAACCACAACGGCAGCAACAGCAGCAACAUCAACAACAACAGAAACCAAGGCGACUUGCAGUCCUUCUACCCCCCGGGUGCUAAUGCUGCUGCUGCUGCUGCUGCCGCCGCCGCCGCUUCCGCAGACCUGCCACCACCUCAGCGGCCGCGAGUGCGACGGGUCGAAUCAUCCUCGAGCGAAGACUCCAUCUCCAUACAUAUCGCCAAAGCACGCAGCCCUACGUCACAGUACAACCCACAGUUCCCACAGCAGGCACCAUCGCCUGCACCCGCUGGCUCCUCCACCCCGUCGUACUCGCAGUUUACCACCGCCCACUCCAACUCCAGCACCGCCAGCCUGCAGAACUUCUCCCGCCCGACCCCCUCGCCCCUCGCAAACGCCGCAGCUGCCGCUGUCGCAGCGAGGUCAGUGGCCGGUAGCCAUGACCCACAACUCCGCAACGCCUCGCCUCUGACCCUGCCACCGUCCACUGCCGGCACCGGCAUGAGCAGACCUCUGGGCCACUCGCGCAAGCACUCGCAAAACGCCGGUGCCUUCGAGCCCUCCCUGCCAUCCAUCUCCACGUCGAAUCUGUCCUCCUACGGCAGCAUGUCUCAACAGUCACCCAGCCAGCGCGACCUCCCUGCGAGCCACAUCGCCGCACAGGCCGCCGUCCUCAGUCACCAGCAGUCGCAGCAGAUGCUGCAACACUCACGGCAGCGCUCGCAGACUGUCCCUACGCCAGGCGACCACUACGAAGUCCCACAGCCGACGGGCAAGAGGGGUAGCGGUCAGCUGAACCCCCCGGUCCUGAGUUUGACCGAGGCGAGCGCGCCCAGGGAGACCGGAUUUGGCAGCCAAGGAUACCACAAUGGGCUGCUGGGGAGCAAUGCUGCCACCACGGCCGCCAACGUUGUCUUCCCUCGUUCUGGACAGACGUCACCAAUAUCGAGCCAGACAAUACCCCAGCCUCCACCUCCUCCGCCGCCCCUACCGGAGAAGAAACCAGAGAAGUCGUCCAAGGUGAAACUGUUCUCUCGGCCCGGCAAGAUUGGGACCAAGGGGGACUCAAAGGACAAGCCGCUGCCCAGUCCGAGCAAGAUAGGGUCUGCUCUUUCUGCCUUGCAGAGGGCCAACUUCAGCACCACCAGUCUGGACUCUACCGGCCAAUCUUUCUAUAACAUGGCGAAUGCGUCCUCCGCGACCAUCCGACCCGCGGAUCCGCCCGCUGAGAAGGAAGCCAAGGAGAAGAAACACCACUUUUUAUCUCGACAGAGGAUCAAGCCCAAGGACAAAGAUGACUAUCACCUCCAGCUAUCCUCUGCAGCCAGCAACUCGCGGCCCACCGAUCCAAGUGCCCCGAGCAGCAUUUACAACUUCAACGUGCCGUCAAGCCCCGGCCCAAACUCGGGCACGUUCAACUCGGGCGCGUUCAAGAAUAUCAGCGGACUUGACCUACGGCAUGGUGGGCGAGCACUCAGGCACGGCCGCAAGGAGGAAAAGGCCGAGUUGAACGAAUCCGUCAGCAAUCCGAUCGACUGGGCUGGGCCGGGUAGCCUGGGGUCUACGAGCGCACAUCCCAUGUACCAGGAACCUAUCGACUCCGCCAAAUACGGCCUCAACAGCAUGUCACUGGACGAUGCCUGGCCGUACCUGAGGGCAAAGCUGCUGGUAAUCUUCGAGGCUGAAGAGCUCAAAUUGCCAAUCGAGGACUUCAACCGCGUUGUGGUACUGCAUCUCCAGUACUGUAUACAACGGCGGUCCCCGAACAUGGUGCUGGAAGACCUCCGUAGCCUGCUACAGACGGGCUUCCUCAGUCUGGACCGAAAUCUUCUCAAGGGUUCGGAAGACCGCAUGAUACCAGCCCUAGUUGAUGCCUGGAUGGCCGUGUUUACGCACAUCACGCCUUACCUACAGGCCGUCUUCCUACCCCUGGACCAGGAGUUCGCCGGCAACGGCACGCUCAUGACGCCGGAGCAGGCCCGCGAUUUCUGGGGCGGCGUGAUAGCCAGCUCGCCAGCAGGCGAUGGCAACGUCAACCUUGCGCCGGCGUCGGCCGUCCUCGACAUACGCACCUUGGUGCUCACGAGCUUCCGUGACGUGGUGAUCCUCCCGCGUUACGAGAAACUGAAGACCCUCUUCUCACGGCUGUCGCUUGAGUUCCUGCCUGGCAUGGCACUCGCGAGCCCCAUGCAGGCAGACACCUUCAUGUCCACCUCUCCCGGCGCGGAGUCAGCGCCGGGGCUACCUUUUGCCCCGCAGCAGAGACCAGGCACAGCCAUGUCGCUGGACCCGUCAACUGCGAGCUACAAUUCGACAUCGACGACGCUGCUGGGCGACCUGGCGGCGGGCGGGCGCAGCCGGGGCCUGUCCAACGUCUCGUUCGCGUCAAGCGGGGCUCACAGUAACGGCGGUUCGGACUCACUAAACAUGUCGUCUGCGCACUCGCUGCGGCCACCAAAGCUGACGCCCGGCAACAGCAGCCUCAGCCUGGGCGGAGGCGGCGGGGCCGGGCCGGGGUCCUCGUCGACCUCCCUGCUCGGGCUGUCACUCCGUGAGCAGAACGUGGAGGACAGCAAGCAGGUCACCGAGAUGGUGGGGCGGAUGCUGCAGUGCAUGAGCGUGCUGGCGGGGACGGGUCAGGGCGGCGACGAGGGCACGAUGCGGGUGCAGGAGCUGACCAAGCUGCUGAAGCUGAACUGGCUCGGCAGGGGCCGGACGGGCAGGAACAGGAGGGGCAUCGUCGGCGGACGGGUCGCGAGAGGUAACAGCAACCGGGAGGAGGUGAGCGUUGCUUAG